Striga asiatica is the source of this 1533-nucleotide messenger RNA. The record is from the annotation of a GenBank genome assembly. NCBI's taxonomy places the organism in Eukaryota, Viridiplantae, Streptophyta, Magnoliopsida, Lamiales, Orobanchaceae.
UGUUAUUUAGUGGCCGAUUUUUCAUCUACAAAUAAAGUCUCUCUCUUUUCUUUUCUGGAGGAGCCGGGUGAUUUCUUUUCCUUUGUUUGUUAAUAAAAAAAUUUGUAAGAAAAAAUAAGAAAAUUAACGGCUGUUAGAUAAUUGAUCCUAUAAUCCAACAGGUGACUAUAAAACACAGCAUAGCCUGCUUUAAAAUUAUUCACAGCAGAGCCCCCAUCCGAUGCGGCAUAGUUACAGAUUGAUUGUGUUGUCCAUCGAUUCAUACAAUAGACUUCAAUUUUGAGGUCCCACGGGCCACGACACCGCCAAUCGCCGCCGCCGCAAAAGAUACGCCGCCAAUCGUAUCCCACCGCCGUCGCUACCCUGAUACAAUCUCGGUGUGUAUUCUCUAAUCGGUAAGUGAAAAAGGGGGAAAAGAAUCCAUUUUAAAAUCAGCGAUCUUGCGCCUGGGAUGCAAAACUCUCGUUAUUAAUCGUUUUUUCAGUUAGCUUGCACUUCCCACAGUAUGCUACCAUGGUUAACUUCUGAAAUUUCGCUCUGGUUCCUUUUGUUCUGAUAAAUUUGACAUGGCGUAUCAAGGAAAAAUGAUAGAGGGCGCUCGUCUCCGGCUGAAGGGGUGGCAGAAAGCCGCCGUUGCAGUUGGAUCAGCUGUUGGGGCAUUAUUGGACCCACGAAGAGCCGACUUGAUUGCUGCUCUUGGGGAGACAACGGGAAAACCUGCAUUCGAAAGGGUGCUUGAGAGGAUGAAGAAGAGUCCAGAAGGCAGGGCAAUAUUACUGGAACGCCCUCGUGUUGUCUCUGCCAGCGUGGGCCACGCGUGGGACCUCCCACCCAACACUUUUGGUGCCGCCUACGCAAACUUCAUGGGAUCCAGAAACUUCUCCCCAGAUGACAGGCCGCCAGUUCGUUUUAUGGAAACGGAAGAAAUAGCUUAUGUUGCCACACGAGCACGUGAGGUGCACGACUUUUGGCACACCCUUUUCGGGCUACCUACAAAUUUGAUAGGCGAGUCUGCCUUGAAGGUCAUAGAAUUUGAGCAGAUGCUACUUCCCAUGUGCGCCCUAUCUGUUGUGGGGGGUAGCGUGAGAUUUAGCGAGAAGCAGAGGAAUUUGUUCUAUCAGCAUUACUUUCCUUGGGCUCUUAAAGCUGGUGUGCGGUGUACAGACUUGAUGUGCGUGUAUUAUGAGCGGCAUUUUCACGAGGAUUUGGAGGAUGUUCGUCGAAAAUUGGGGAUUAUUCCCGCUCCUUCACUGCCACCUCAUUUACGGGUGGCCUGAGAGAGAGAGAGGUGUGUGUUUUAGGGUGUUAUGGAGCUUUCUUUUGGGAAUUGUGCAUGUUAGCUUUAAAACUCUGCACCUCACAGAUUGUUGUGUUGUGUUGAAAGAGAAUGGGUUUGCGAAAUUUAACUUAAAGUUGAAAGAGAAUUGAAUUGUUGUGAUUAUGCUGAAAGUGAUUAGUGUUUUUUGUAAUCAUUUUGGCAAGAUGGUUUCAAUAUAUGAUGAAAAAGAUCAGUUUUGUGGCUAGUCAGAUGAC